Molecule: messenger RNA, 3165 nt
Organism: Dermacentor andersoni
Lineage: Eukaryota; Metazoa; Arthropoda; Arachnida; Ixodida; Ixodidae
Gene: CDC50
Product: cell cycle control protein 50A
Cellular component (GO): endoplasmic reticulum; Golgi apparatus; plasma membrane
Source: RefSeq, a predicted model, not a curated record
GAUGGGUGCGUUCGCUAGCCGCUCGCUCCAGCCAGCGACGACAGGGUUGUGCAAAAGGCGAUCCCAGCCAGUCGGAAAGCAGCAGUCCUCGCGGAGUCGUAAAAAGUAACAACGCAGAGUGAGAGAGAAGAAGAAGAAAAGCGUGCAUUAUACAGCCGUGCAAUAAUAACGUAUAGCCCUAGCGAAACGAGCCGAUAACGGGAUCGUCCGUGUACUUGUCGAGGACUUCCCUCUCCCACUCCUUCUCGUCAGCGGGCCGAAAAAGCAUGCAGCGGGAUUCGAUGGACGAGAGCGACGAGGCACCGUCGCUACCGCUCACAGAAUUCGUCGACGACGAAGACGACAUGACAACCCGUCCGACGACGUCCAAGGACCUCGCUUCGUCGCCGCCGCAGUCUCGGCCGCUGGGGCCUCCUCGCACACAGAAGCAGAAAGCCACGGCAGACGAGCUCUCGUCCAGCGAAGGGACGCCCGUCGCCGCCGGAAGUUGUCGCGAUCCAUUCCUGUCACGUGGGUUGCAUGACGUCACGGUCAACAUCCGGCGGUGCCGUCGUCUUGCGGUCGAAAAGAUGUCGAACCCCGAGCGCAAAAGCAAGAAACCCUCGAGCAGUGCUUUCAAGCAGCAGCGGCUGUCGGCAUGGCAGCCGAUUCUGACAGCUGGCACGGUGCUGCCGACGUUCUUCGUCAUAGGCCUUGCAUUCGUCCCCAUAGGCAUCGGUCUGCUAGUUUCAUCCAACGAGGUGCAAGAGUUCCAGUAUGACUACACGGACUGCAAGGAGAAGGGCAAAAACGUGACCUGCGCGUCCGUCAUACAGAACGAUAUCAAGAAGACGUGCGUCUGCCUCGAGCGCAUCACAUUGCCCGAAGAUUUCAAGUCUGAAGUGUACGUCUACUACGGGCUGACCAACUUCUACCAGAACCACAGACGAUACGUGAAGUCCCGGGACGACACACAGCUUCUGGGCAAGCCGCUUCAGACGAACCUUGACUGCGAACCCUUUGCACAGGAUCCCAAGACAGGGAAACCCAUUGCACCCUGUGGUGCUAUUGCAAACAGCAUCUUCAACGACACGCUCACCCUCAAGUACCGUCACAAGCAAGACCGUGAUGGCAUCGAAGACCCCACCAUGGUGCACAUGUUGUUUGACAAGAUUGCCUGGCCGACCGAUCGCAGGGUCAAGUUUAGGAACCCACCAGGCAUGAAUUUCAAUGGCACCGCCAAGCCGCCGAACUGGCCGCUCCCCGUGGAGGAUGUUGGUGGCUUCGAGAACGAGUCCCUGAUUGUCUGGAUGCGUACCGCUGCGCUGCCCACUUUCCGCAAGCUCUACGGCCGUGUGGACCACUCGCGCGAGCUCUUCGUCAGCUCGCUGCCCAAAGGGGACUACGACCUGGAGAUUGUGUACCGCUACCCAGUGAUGCCAUUCAAGGGCAGCAAGCGCAUCAUCCUCUCCAACACAUCGUGGCUAGGUGGUCGCAACCCGUUCCUUGGCAUCGCCUACAUCGCCGUGGGCAGCCUCUGCCUGGCGCUGGCCUUCGUCUUCCUCGUCAUACACAACAAGUUUGGCAAGAACACACAUGACCUGGUGAACAUAACCCAGAGAACACCCUACUAACGGCAGUCGGGGCACUGUCAUCGCGUCUGCGCAUUCCACUGCAUUGGAUGAGGAUUCCUGCCCUCUCGGCAAGGAGGAGCCCGCACCUGGACCACUUAAGUGUCUUGCCAGCUUCCCGGUUCAACCUUAUAAUCAGCGGUUGCUACUACUGGCACCGCUUUUAGUGUUUGUUCGAAGAAUCCCAAAGAGACGAUCACGUAGUUGACAGUUUCCUAAUUGCAGUGUAACUGCACAUAUUCUUUUAACGAUUUGUUUGUGGUACAGUUAACUCCCGUUAAUUCGACCCUUGCGAGACCGUAUGGUUUGGUUGAAUUAUCCGUAAUGUCGAAUUAACAUACGGUAUAAAAUGAACGAUUCAAAUAUUUUUUUGUCGCUUGAAGUAGCCUGCUGUGUCUCUCGAUGUGCGAUUCAACCAGCUUGAGGCGAAGUGUGCCCUACGCUGCCUCAGCACGACGCGACACAAAACGAGCGGGAAUGGAUGGCUUCACAAGCAGAAGCAGUGUUGGCCACUAAGAGAUAAAACUAAAUUUAUAUAAAACAGCUUCACACCUAAAGAAACAGUAACACCAUCUGCUGAAUUUCUUGUGUUUUCAAGCUUGUAGUAACCGCUGCAGCCUAAGAUGGAGGCGCCAGCGGGGGUCGAAUUAACCGAAGUGGCCCUGUUUUGAGUUCGAACUAAACGAGUUCGCCUUCCAUAUCAGUGUAUAAUCUUUUGCUGGAGCAUUCCAGUCCUUUGCCUGUGCUUUCAUCCAUCGUGAUGGGGUAUUCAAAGUCAUAUUCUUGGUUGCAAAACUAACAUGAAAUUAAUGCAAUGUGAGCAAUGCACAAUGCCUGAAGAGAUUAUCGAUGCCUUUGACCGGUGCUCUGAAGUAUGGAAUCAUGUUUACGUAUCCCAACGUCUGUGGUUGCAGAAAAAAAGGAAGAAGAGAAAAGGGGGGGGGGGGGACGCAGGUGCGUUAUCAGAUCAUCUAUCACUUUUUUUUAAGUGGUUUUGUACAGCCGUUGUUGGCUGUUACGGUCAAUGAAUUCUUUCUUGAAAUGUGGCAGUUUUUAUGUAUUUGUAGCACAUGGACACUUUUGAUGACCACUGACACCGCAGCACAGCAGCAACACAAUCGCAGAGAGUGCAUUGAGUCUUGCGAGACAUCGGCGCGUAGUUGGGUACAGUACAUCACGGGAUUAAGUUAUGCGCAGAGCCUGCCCCCUUGUUGCCCGUGAAUUUUGCUGCGUACUUACUCGUGCAGACUUUUUCUAGGCCUGCUUUCAUUGUUGCAAGCUGCAUUGUGCUUGGCAGAAGCAUCUAGUCAAAUGUUGUGAUGGCUUUUCUAACUUGACUGUGCACGCAGGCAAAAAGUAAUUCAUUCAAGCGGUGUGUAGGAAAGUCUUGUACAGUGGCAAAUUCCCGAAGUGGGCGGGUUCUGUUUGCAAAACUUAAUUGCUGCUAGACGUAGUUUCACAGUUGGUGUUGUCUCCUUGGUAUUUGUUAAUCCUUGUAAAUACUGUGUAUUUAUUUCGUGACCUCAAUAAAAGGGAGACGUGUUUCUUUACAGAA